Polyodon spathula (Mississippi paddlefish) is the source of this 2240-nucleotide messenger RNA. Its product is annotated as 26S proteasome non-ATPase regulatory subunit 3-like. The record is from RefSeq and is a predicted model, not a curated record. The transcript has 11 exons. Gene Ontology annotation, molecular function: enzyme regulator activity. Gene Ontology annotation, biological process: ubiquitin-dependent protein catabolic process; regulation of protein catabolic process. Bases 84 to 1592 code for a protein of 502 amino acids. Gene Ontology annotation, cellular component: proteasome regulatory particle, lid subcomplex; proteasome complex. NCBI's taxonomy places the organism in Eukaryota, Metazoa, Chordata, Actinopteri, Acipenseriformes, Polyodontidae.
AAACACAAAACAACACAGAAUAACUCUACUUAUUAUUAUUAUUAUUGUUAUUAUUAUUAUGAAUUAGUCAUUUAACAGACGCUAUGCAAAGCGACGGGGUCGGGUCGGGUCAAUUUGCAUUCUAUUUUAAAAUCCGUUGCCAGUGUGCCACCUGGAAUUCCUGUUUCUCCUCUUCCCUUUCCCAAUUCCACAUCCUUCUCCCUGCAGAUGUCAGGGAGCAUGUGAGGCACAUUGAGAAGGCCGUGUCCGGGAAGGAGCCUCGCUUCGUGCUGCGGGCCCUGAGAGCGCUCCCAUCCACCAGCCGCCGGCUCAACCCUAGCGUGCUGCACAAGGCCGUGUCCGGCUUCUUCACCUCCAACCCAGCGAGCAGGGAGUUCCUGCUGAGCUUCCUCGAGGAGCCGAUGGACACGGAGGGAGAGGUACCGUUCCGCCCCAGGACCGGCAAGGCCACCGUGGCUCCUCUCCUACCGGAGGUGGAGGCUUACCUGCAGCUCCUCCUGGUGGUGUACCUCACCAACAACAAGCGCUAUGCAGAGGCACAGAAGGUCUCUGACGAGCUCCUUCAGAAGAUCAGCUCUCAGAACCGCCGGGCCCUGGACCUGAUAGCGGCCAAAUGCUACUAUUACCACUCGCAGGUCUACGAGUUCCAGAGCAAGCUGGACAUCGUGCGCAGUUUCCUCCAUGGCCGGUUGAGGACGGCCACGCUGCGGCACGACGCGGACAGCCAGGCCACGCUGCUGAACCUGCUGCUGCGGAACUACCUGCAGUACAGCCUGUACGACCAGGCCGAGAAGCUCGUCUCCAAGUCAGUGUUCCCGGAACUGGCCAACAACAAUGAGUGGGCUCGGUACCUCUACUACACCGGUCGUAUCAAGGCGAUCCAGCUGGAGUACUCGGAGGAGCGCAGGACCCUCACUAACGCCCUGAGGAAAGCCCCCCAGCACACGGCCAUGGGGUUCAAACAGACUGUACACAAGCUCCUGAUCGUGGUGGAGUUGCUUCUGGGGGAGAUUCCUGACAGGCUGCAGUUCAGACAGCCGUCUCUCAAGAGAUCUCUCAUGCCAUACUUCCUGCUCACCCAGGCUGUGCGGAUGGGGAACUUGGCCAAGUUCAGCCAGGCCUUGGAGAAGUUUGGGGAGAAGUUCCGGACUGACGGGACAAACACUCUGAUCAUCCGCCUGAGACACAACGUCAUCAAGACAGGAGUCCGGAUGAUCAGCCUGUCCUAUUCCCGGAUCUCUCUCUCCGAUAUCGCACAGAAGCUGCAGCUGGACAGUCCAGAGGACGCCGAAUUCAUCGUGGCCAAGGCAAUCCGAGACGGCGUGAUCGAGGCCAGCAUCAACCACGAGAAGGGCUUCGUGCAAUCCAAAGAGACCAUCGAUAUCUACAGGACGAGGGAGCCCCAGGUCGCCUUCCACCAGAGGAUCUCAUUCUGCCUGGACAUCCACAACAUGUCUGUCAAGGCGAUGCGAUUCCCACCCAAAUCAUACAACAAAGACCUGGAAUCUGCAGAGGAGCGACGGGAGCGGGAGCAGCAGGACCUGGAGUUCGCGAAGGAGAUGGCGGAGGAUGACGACGACAGCUUCCCAUGAUCCUCGGGGGGGACGCCUGCCCGCACGGACGGACCUCUCUUUCUGUCUCCUCCCUUCAGAUCCCUUCUUGGUUAUUGUUGUGUUUUUGUUUUGUUUUUUAAUCUUGUGAAGGGUGUUGCCAGUCAGACUUGUGUGGUCUGUGAGCGCCUCUCUCCUUGAUGAGGGGGACUCUGUGCUGGGACCUAGCAUUGCAGCACAGCUGCUUUAAUUGAUGAGUAAAGUCAGUGAUCUUUAUAGAGUCUAGGCUGCUGAGCAGAGAGGAAGCUUUCCAGAGUUUGAUCCCGUCAUCCACUCAUUUUCUAUAGAUAUGUACACACACGCACGCAAUCUACCAAGAGUGAGUGCAGUCUGCAGAGAAAGAAAGACAUGGAGGUCUGCCUAAUCUUGCAGUUUGCUGUUGAGGGAGGCGAGGACAGUGCUGGGGACAGAUUCUCACUCUGAACACCCUUCCCCUCCAGCGGCGAGGCUCCUGUAUUGAUCGCUCAUCGAUGGUAUUGUGUGACCUGGGAGGGGUUGCACCAUUGUGUCAUUGAACUAUUAAAAAAAAAAAAAAGAUUUAUACUCUGGUUUUAAAAAUUUCAAUUAAUUCUGUUUAUAUAAAUCAAUGCCCCAUAUCUCAUAGUAAACUUAAUUUCUAACCACCUUGUA